Nylanderia fulva is the source of this 762-nucleotide messenger RNA. The record is from RefSeq and is a predicted model, not a curated record. NCBI's taxonomy places the organism in Eukaryota, Metazoa, Arthropoda, Insecta, Hymenoptera, Formicidae.
AUGGCAGGCGCGAAUACAUCCGCGAAGUAUCGGCAGAAACCUGCAAAAAUUAUACAACACCGGAACUAUAUUCCUGGGAAACAACGGCCUCAUCACGGACAUCAAGGUGAAUACCACCACCACCGUAGCUUGACCCUCGCAGGAACCACCAGAACCGACGGAACAUGCUUCGGAACUCAGUUCAGCGACCCGUUUGGCACUUGGGAUAACGUGGUCGUUCAAGCAUCUAUAAAAUUACCACCCGAAGACUCGAGCUCCCCGUCAGACAUAGCACCAAUAAAAGAUAUUCCAGAAGAGCAAAUUGGAAAUCCCACCGUAACGUUGCGUGAGGAUGGACUGUAUAAUAUUUUAUCACGCGUUGCCUUAUUGGAUGAAGAUUUACCGGAAGCAACAAUUGUCAAAUGUUUACUCAGUAUACCGAAGGCAACGUAUAAUGUGUCUCGCAAAACUGUCUAUUAUACUGGAACGUUUACUACUACAUCAACUACUACAACGAAGCUACAUCGUAAAAUGGAAAUCCAAGCCUUAGACAAAUCAGAAUCUGAUAAUAAUGAUGAUAACUCUGCUGGCUACGUGUCAAUUAAUCUUCCAUUAUUAUUUAUACAAUUAGCAAUUUUCAUUUCAUCAAUAAUUCAAUAGGUAAAUUUAAUAUUAUAAUACGCAUUAAUUUUAUGUUUUGUAUACGUGUGAGUGUGCGUAUGUGUGUGUGUAUGACACUCUCCCGCAAAAUAAAUGGCUACCAAAUUUAGCACAAUUUUUUGA